UGAGAUGAGGGGGGAAGAGGGAAGCCAGGUUUCCUGUGUUCAGAGGAAUGGUUUCCUCCACCUUGAAAAUUCUGAUCUUGCAAAGUAAAAGGAAUGAAGCCACCAACCAUGAACACAGAGCACUGGCACUGGUGUAUUGCCAACUGAGUUUGAGGGCCCCUUGACUCCAGCUCCAACAGUCCUUUGCCCAGUGCAGCCCAGCCUCACUGACUUCCCAGGACCCCAGGAAAGAAGCAAACCCCAUCAUCAUAAAAUAACAGGAUGUGAAAAUCAGCUGGCAAGGAUGAGAGAGCCAUCUUGCCCACCUGUCAUUUUAGAGAUGAACAUAAACAGUUUGCCUGUGAGAAUCUCCAAUCCCUGACACACUGCAAAUGUUUGCAUAUAAAAACGAGGUGCCUGAACUCAUACCUUGAUAAAUAGUAAAAUUCCUCUCCUGUCCCCACUUUGAUCUGGAGUUCCCAUCCCAUCUCCAUUGGAAAUGGCAUGUGAACUGCUUAUUCCAAACCCAGAGGAGCAAAGGUAAUUUGUAUCAGCAGAACAGUGUCAAAAUUGUUCUGAUCAAAAGGUGACAGUACUCCACACCUGGGCAAGUAGUUGCAAUAAAUGGUAGAAAUGCUCCUACCUGGUGCCCUGGCCUUGGCAGACUGGACUCCAGCUAAGCCCCCAAGAGGUUAACUGAACACCUUCACCCCAAACUGCCUGGUGCCCUUAUACAGCAGUUUAUACCCCCAAAAGGGCUUGGGCUGACCUAGGAUUAGGGUGUCAGUAGUAGUGCUGCCCAGUCCCAUGGAGGGGAAUGAGUGGGGAUAAAGAUACCAAUGGAGGGGUUGCUGUACUCAAAAAUCUGGUCCCCACUUGGUUUACCUCAGUUUACCACCAGGGGUUACAGUGCAGAACUGAUAACCGUAGACUUUUGGGAUAAGAAUAUAGGGGAAGAAUAAGAUGAUUGGGAUUGGUUUUGACAGCCACAUGGUCUUGUCAUGAUGGCUCUAUAGACCAUGAAGUCCUAGACUACUCUGGCUUCAUUCAAGGACACUGUCACAUGCACUUGCACCUCCUUAACCUACAGUAUCUGGGAAACAGCAUGUUGUCUGCCUAGCGGCAGUCUAACCUGAUCAGCAGACCGACCUGAGACUAAAGCAGCCCCAGCAGUGAGCUGAGUGUCUUGUUGGCUUAGGGUUGUGCUUGGUCCUUCAGGGAAUGGUAUGGAUACCCAACACGUGGAAGGUACACAUGUCAAGGGCACAAAACAGCACACCUUCCUGUGCCUAGCCAGGAGUCUGGAUAGGAUUCUGGUCGAGCACAGCCCCAGAUGCAGCCUGGAGGCAUCACUAAACUGACAGUGGACAUUCUUCCCCACCCAGCCCAAUAAGUGAGCUGUUAGAUCACAGAACUCCAGGGGUCCCAAGGUCACAGAGCAUUUCAGAGGCAGAGCCAUUGUUAGAGCCAGAUUUUGUGGUUCCCAACUCUGGGCAACUUCCACUAUUCAGAGCUAUCUCCAAGGCACAGUAAGAUGUGUGAAUAUUCCUGGGCUUCCACCCACUUUAUCUCUUUUGAUCUUCUAUUUGAAGUAGGAGGGGCAGGAAGUUAAGUCCCGUUUAAUAGCUAAGGAGAUGAAACCAGACAAGCUAACAAUUUGCUCAAUAUUAUACUGAGAGUCGAAAUGCACCUUGUACUUAGGGUCAAGACAUUAGCUGGGGAGGUGAUGUCCCCGUUCCAUCUCAUCCCCAGGUCCCUCACUGAGUCGCAUUCUCCUUCUCUUUCUGUAGUCCCGCCUAAGAUUCAAAAGGGAUUCGGCAACACUAAGGCACUCAAAGGCACCACGAUAACGCUGACUGCGCAAAUCAUGGGCGAGCCUGUGACCAACAACGGCUGGUGCAAGGAUGGAGAGGACAUCGAGGAGGACGACAGGGUGUUCGUCGAGAUCGGCACUGCCACCACAACGCUGACCAUUCUCCGGGCCACACCCCAGGACAGUGGCAAGUACGAGGUGUACGUGGAGAACAGCCUGGGCAUGGACCAGAGCUUCGCUCACGUGGACGUGGCCUCAAAGGGACCCUCAGACCUUUCUCCUUGGCUUCAAGCCUAGGGGUGGAUUGAUGAAUAAAGUUGCUCUCUCUCUGAUUCUGCGUCUCUUCUGUUCUUCACCGUCGCAGUUCCCUCUUCUCGGCACCCCUACACUUAUUCCAGACCCAAA
Messenger RNA from Castor canadensis (American beaver), 2197 nucleotides. Lineage: Eukaryota; Metazoa; Chordata; Mammalia; Rodentia; Castoridae. The record is from RefSeq and is a predicted model, not a curated record.